AGUCAGCAGGAACGUCUCCUUAUGAAGUUACAGAACUUGUGGCAGAGAAAAAUCGACCAAACAAAGGAAGUAAUCGAGAAACGGUACACCAAGUUCCUCAAGCGAUAUCAAGCCAGGCAGCGAAGAAACACAAGUCCAAAGGUGAUUAAAAUUAUGUGUAAUUGAAUUUCUAUGUCUUAGCUCUCUAUAGCUGUUCGAAAAUAUUCAUGACCUCUUACCGAAAGGUAGUUUCCUAUAUAAAUAUAGCACCUUUUUGGAUAUUAUAGCACUAUGUCAUGGCACUGUUAAGAGGACAAUCAGACUAAUUCUUUGCAUAUAAUAUGAUAUCCGGAUAAAAGUUUUAUUUUGAACUAAAGUAAUGUUUACAUUAAUGUAGGUAAAGCAUCAGUCUUGAAACCACGCCGACCAGCGCCACCUCCACCAUCAUCACAACGUCCCUCAGUUUCCCAACCUUCCACAGUACAGCACGUUUCCUCGCUUACCCCAGCACUCUCGGCUGCCCCUCUUUCCUCAACCCGUCAAAAUGACCCACCUUCACAGGCAUUUGCACCUCUGUUACUACCCGAAGCUCAUCCAGCAAACCCAGCAACUCAAGCACCCCAAACUGCCCCACCUCUCUCAACUGCCCCACUUGCUUUACCUUUUCCAGCUCUCGAAACUUGUCCGCUUUUCCAAACUCCGCCAGCUCAAUCCACACAGGUAAUUAACAAUCGCUACUAUUUUUAUAAUGUGCAUAAAGAUGUUUUUGGUUCUAUGCGUAAAAUCGUAGGCUUGUGUGUCACGGCCAGACUGUAGCGAGUCCACAGUAAAUUUUAAAACUAUUCCUCCAAAUCAAUUUGUUUCUAACUCAUGAUUUUGGUCUCUGCAUUGCUAAAUUACUAAACCUGUCUACGACCACAAGUUCCAUUCUCAUGGAUUGUUGUUUGUCAAAGUGACCAAUGUGACGUCUGCUCACUUGACAUGCGACAUUUAUACAAAGACAAGAAUAUAUAUGAAGAUAAAAUUCCUGCCAGAAAGAUGUGUCAGUUGAUAUAAUGUUGCACAUUAUAAUCUAAAGAAUUCGAGCUCAUUCAUUGCGCAAUAGCUAUAAUUUAUUAGAGCAUAGUCAAUAGACUAAGAAGGUUAGGAAACUUGAUGCAGACAUAAUAAACAUCAUUAUCUAUGUUUUUUUUCUUGGUUUAUGCAAAAAAUGAUCGGUUCAUUGUCAUGUGUGUAUUGUUUUUUUCAAAUGUUUCGCCCAAGCAACGAAUAGCAGUGUGUUGAUUUAAUUACCUGGCCCAGUCGUGAUAUUACACAGUGGCUAAUUAAAUGAAAAUAUACAUAGCUAUUGGUUGCUUUGGCGAACAUACAAUACACAUGUGACGAUGAACCAACCAUUUCUUGCAAAAACCAAGAAAUAAACAUAGAUAAUGAGACAUCUAUUAUGUCUUCAUCGGGUUCCCUAACCUUCUUUUCCUAACCUUCUUAUUCUAUUGACUAUGAUAAGAGGACAGACGCACAGAAUGUCAUCACACCCUUUUAUUCUUACCACGUUGUGACAUCAUACAUACGCUGUUUCAUAUCGUAUCAUAUUUUUUGCUUUCUGUAGGAAAAUGAAGAUUCUAAAGAACCAGGUAAUGUUGAAGGUGUUGUAAUUGUCCCUCCCCGGAACCAAACAGGAGAUACGUUAUCAAAGCUUAUUAAAGUUACUAAAAGACGAAGUGUAAUUAAUCCAAACCCUCGUGAACUACCACCUAACAGGCCUGUCCCUAUACCACCCCCUAGAAAAGCACGCAAUCCACCAAAAUCCACUGACAACCUUCCCCGUCCUCGACCAAUCAAAUUGCCUCGGAAUUUAGGAAAUAAAAAACCUGAUAAACCAAACUUAAGAAAUGUACCAGAAGAUGCCCCCGAAAGACCUCCGCCGCCUGUACCUGAAAAGCUGAAAGAAUUUAGGGAAAAACGGCUGUCCAGCAGUGAAGGGUCUUUAAGCGGGCAGCAUUUGAACCAGGAGCAUUUACCACGGAAACAACCAGCCUCAGAUAAUGAAAGGUCUCAACCGAAACCAAAACAGCGCGAUCGUAAGCUUAGCAACAGCCAGGAAGACCAACUUGUUAGAAAUAAGAAAAAUGAAAUGGCGUCUGCAGACAAGAAUAAAGUUAGUCCAAAACCUCAACCUCGGAGACGUAGCCAAGAACAACAAGAAGCAGAAUUCAGAAAUGAUAAUUCGCCAAUAAAAGACCAAAGUAGGAUCGAUGACCCAAAAAAAUAUAGGAAUAAAGAACAACAGAGCACUAAAUCUUGUGAAGAAGGAAAGGACCGAGAACAUACAACAGCUUCUCCUAAACCGAACCGAAGAGUUUCCGCGCCAGAGGCACCUCUAAGAUCUUAUUCCUUGUCUGAAGAACCUUCAGACGAUCAACCGAAAACUCGUCCUACAAUCAAACCAAGGUCAAAAUCCCUUGCAAAUCUAUUUUCCUCCACUGGUAAUGGGAAUUCUGAUAAAGGAGCAAUUUCGGAAUCUCAACAGCGAUCAAGAUUGCACUCUUCGGACAAUACUUCACUGGGCGAACCUAGUUACACUGGAAUUACUGAUUCACAUCACCAGGUGCACUGUGAUAACAACCAAAACAUUACCGGGUUCAAAUCUAUUGAACCACUGCACCCACCAGGUCGAAGCCCCCCAAAACCAAAACCAAAAACAAGAGCGAAAAAGAAUCAUCGUGAAAAUCAAGUUUAA
Molecule: messenger RNA, 2719 nt
Organism: Paramuricea clavata
Lineage: Eukaryota; Metazoa; Cnidaria; Anthozoa; Malacalcyonacea; Plexauridae
Source: the annotation of a GenBank genome assembly